AUGGCGUCGUACCAGCAACAUCGGCCUUCGCCGAGGGCGCCGCCGCUGCAGCUCGACCAGUGGAGCAAUGCAAAGGCGCCCCUCUCUGGGCCGCAGCGCACCUCGGUCAAUCGCCUGGCCGACUGGCUGCACCGCAACUCUGCAGAGUACAAGGUGUCGCUCGCCGCCCAUCCACCUACCCAUCGGGAUCCUCCCGACGGACCACCCGCGUUGGCCACGGGGGUCACGCUCAAGGGCGAGGCGGUUAAGCCGGGACCAUCGGAGCGACUCCCGACAGCUUCGGAUGAGCAGCCGGCGUCGACCAGCACAGCCACAUCGACGACAACAGGAGCAGGAGCAGGAGCAGCAGCAGCCACAACGACAUCGUCCGGCGCCAUCGCUCUGCCUGACCCUGCCGCCCCCCUGGCCUCUGCGCAGGACUUUUUGGCGUGGUUCACUUCGCUCAGCGCCUCGAUCACGUCGGCCACGCAGACUUCGCACCAGCGGGCGCUCGCCGACGUGGCUGCCUCGACCGCCUCGGUGCGCUCGCUGCUGAGCCAGCUCGAGUCGUGCCAGGUCAACGUGUCCGAGCUGCGCGCCGGCUCAGCCUUUGUCGAAGACUCUUCGCGCGACCUCCGCGACGAGGCACAGGCGCUCCUCGACUCGCAGCUGCACCUCGACGUCCUCUCCGACGACAUCGUCUCGCGCCUCUCGUUCUUCACCCUCCUCCCCUACGCCACCGCCCUCCUCAGCUCGCCCGACCCGUCUGUCGUCCACUCGCAGGAGUUUCUCGACCUCCUCGACCAGCUCGAGAUGGCCCUCGUCUUUCUCCAGCAGCAGCCCGCCAGCGCCUACCGUGACGCCGCCCUCUACCGCAUGCGCUACGCCCAGUGCGUCACCCGAGGCGCCACCCUCGCCAAACUCGCAGUCUGCCGCGGAAUGCGCGAGGCGGGCGACGACCUCGCAGCGCGGGUCAAGGGCGUCGAGGAUGCCAGGACCGCCAGGGACAAGGACAAGGACAAGGGCAAGGGCAAGGGCAAGGAGAGGGAGACGCAGGGGGCGGCAGGCGAAGCAUCCCCGCUGCCCGACGAUCUGGUCGACGCCCUCUAUCCGAGCCAGUCGCCGCUCAUCACCAAGCUCCGUCCGCUCAUCCACGAGCUCGAGCGGAGGGCGUACCCCGCAGCCGUCGACCCGACGGACCCGGCCGCGGAUGGGGGCGACAGCAAGGCGGACAGCCCGCCGAGCAACGCGCCAGAGUUUGAGUCGCUGCUCGACGAGUGCAGAAGUGCGUGGUUCGCGGCGCGGAGGCCCAUCCUGACCAAGCUGGUCGGCUCGGUGAUCGCCGGCAUCGAGGCGGCUGCAGCCGCAGCAGCAGCGACAGCGAACGACGCCGCUGCUGGAGCCGACGCCGCUGGUAAGAGCCUAGAGAGACUCAGCGCCGACGGUCUGUCCGCGAUCCGCUGGCUGGUCGACCGCGAGAUCGAGGCGUACCGCGGCUUCUUCAUCGCGCCGGCUGGACGCAAGGCGACUCCGCUGGCCGCCGCCGCCGCCCCCCUCGAUGCCGAGCCUCAGCUCAAGGCCUACCUCCAGAGCUUCGUCGAUGCGCUGCAGAACCGCCUGCGUCCGCGCAUCCUCAAGGAGACGCGGGUCGGAGCCCUGGCCCGGGUCUGCCGCGUCUUCCUGGACCACCGCACGACGCCCGACCAGACCUCGGACCAGUCGCCGCUGGCCGCUACAUCGGUGCUGGCCCACUCGCUGCUGCACGAGACCCAGAUCCGCCUCAUCUUUCGCGCGCAGGCGGCCAUCUCUGGCGAGAUCGGCACUUUUGCACCCAAGGAGGACCGGGGCCACCUCGACUUUCCAGAGGCGAUCCACGCGAUCAAGUCGCGGGCGCGCAACUCUUCGUCCCUCGCAGUGCAGCGCACCAGCCAGCACCAGCGCGGCAAGAGCGGCGCAGGCCUGCUCGACGCCGCCGCCGCCAUGGCAUCGUCCGAGGCCACCGGGUCCACGUCUGCGUCCCGCGCAGGCAGGGACGGCAGCGAGCUGCGCCUGUUCCAGCUCGUCGAGGGGUCGCGCUCGUCGUACUACCCGCCCGUCGUGGCGCUCGUCGACCUGCUGGACCAGCUGCAGGGCCUGAUUGCGCCCAAGGCGUUCCGCGAGCUGGCCACCGAGGGCGUCGAGAGCUGCCGCAAGGCCGUCGAGCGGGGCAGCGAUCUGCUCGUCAAGCGGCGCAGGGGCGGCGUGGACCGCGAGGACGGCUGGCUCUUCUGCAUCCGGCACUACGAGAUCCUGCGCGAGGUCGUCGUCAGCGUCGACCUGGCCUCGCAGCAGCAGCAGGGCGGCCACGGUGCAUCUUCGACGACGGCCGUUGCCACCGCGGCCGCUACCGCCACCGCCGCAGCAGCCACCAAGGAGGAAGAGGAGGAGGCGCAGGCGGCAGCGACGAUGGCCGCGUCGAGGAGCAUCGUCGACCUCUCGAGCCUGACGGGCGCCAUCAACUCGCUGUGGAGCAGCACGGGCCGGCUGCUCUACCCUUCGUCCGACGUCGGACCGGCGCACGGUGCCGCUGGGGCGCGCGACGAUCCGCGGGUGAAUGCGAACCUCGAGGCGCAGCUGCGCUCCACGAUCGACGCCGUGGCGCAGCUGUGGUCGGACGCCAUCGUGCUGCCGCUGCGCGUCUACGUCGAUACGCACAGGGCGGCGGCGGCGGCCGCCGCCGCCCGGGAAAAGGUCGAGGGCACGCUGCAGGCGCUCACGACGUGCAUCGAGAGCGUGGCCGAGGAAAAGGGCGACAAGGCCCGCCUCUGGAUCGAGGACGACGAGGUCAAGCGCGGGCUCGUCGAGAUUGUCGUACAGAAGGUGCUCCUGCGGUAUCGCGAGUUUCUCGGGGCGCUCGGAGACCACGCGGGCCAGGUCGGGGCGCCGAGCGAGGACGAGGUGGCCGGACAGGUGCGGACCAGGUUUGCCGGCGGCGAUGACGAGCGGGCCGCAUAG
Pseudozyma flocculosa PF-1 is the source of this 2973-nucleotide messenger RNA. RefSeq lists its product as uncharacterized. The transcript has a single exon. Gene Ontology annotation, cellular component: COG complex; cis-Golgi network; membrane. NCBI's taxonomy places the organism in Eukaryota, Fungi, Basidiomycota, Ustilaginomycetes, Ustilaginales, Ustilaginaceae. The record is from RefSeq and is a predicted model, not a curated record. The coding region runs from base 1 to 2973 and encodes 990 amino acids. Gene Ontology annotation, biological process: intracellular protein transport; intra-Golgi vesicle-mediated transport; Golgi organization.